Dothidotthia symphoricarpi CBS 119687 is the source of this 1500-nucleotide messenger RNA. RefSeq lists its product as uncharacterized. The record is from RefSeq and is a predicted model, not a curated record. Gene Ontology annotation, molecular function: NAD binding; oxidoreductase activity, acting on the CH-OH group of donors, NAD or NADP as acceptor; NADP binding. The transcript is spliced from 4 exons. The coding region runs from base 481 to 1404 and encodes 307 amino acids. Lineage: Eukaryota; Fungi; Ascomycota; Dothideomycetes; Pleosporales; Dothidotthiaceae.
AUUUACUUUCUCACGACCAACCUGACUAAUUUUCUUUAGUUAUCAUCAAGUUGUGAGGAUUGAGGAUAUCAAGGUCAGCUGAGUCAUCUACUACAAAUCAACGCCGGGUCUGAUGCGGACUCCGUCACUGCCAUCCCACUUGAUUUCUCCGCCGCGAGUUAGCAGGAAUUAGUGACUUUAAAUCAUGCAAUUUUCGUCGAUUGGCUACAGAGUAGUCUGAAUAUGGGGAUAAUUGCGUAGAUAUGAGACCUCGAAGCUUCUUCACGUUAGCAUCCUCUCGAAGCCUCACAAGACCCCAGCUAGCUUGCGGCGGAAAAGUCGAGGGUGUACGGUACAGUAAGCGCGGAAUUCAAUGACAUCGAUGAUGGUGGAGACCUACGGAUUUAUGAGGGACGUACAUAUAUCUAUACAAGUCGAGCUCCUACUUGAAUCUUCUCACACAAACACACUAUUAAGAUCCGAUUAUUCACCCACUUCACUAUGGCCCCGCAACUCGCUUGGAUCGGCCUCGGCAACAUGGGCAGGGGCAUGUGCAAGAAUCUCGUUGAAAAAGGCAAUCUCGACAAGCCCCUGAUCCUCUACAACCGCACCCAGAAACGAUCUGAUGACCUCGCUGCCAAAUUUGGCUCCGGCAAGACCAAAGUGGUGUCUGAGAUCAGCGAUGCCGUUAAAGACAGCGACAUCGUCUUGCUUUGUCUCGGAGACGAUGAUGCGGUAAACACUACCGUUGACGUCAUCUUGAAAAACGACGUCAAGGGCAAGUUGAUUGUAGACUGCAGUACCGUACAUCCGGAUACUACAAAUGCGUUGGAGAAACGAGUCACAGAAGCCGGUGCAGAGUUCGUAGGAGGGCCUGUCUUUGGCGCUCCACCAAUGGCCGAUAACGGCCAACUUGUUUGCGUCAUGGCAGGUUCGAAAUCUGCAGUCGACAAGUAUAAGCCUUACACCAAAGGUGUUAUGGGCCGCGCGGACAUCGACUACUCCGGUCAACCGGCGGGCAAUGCUACCCUUCUGAAGGUGAUUGGCAACACGUUCAUCCUCAACAUGGUCGAGCAACUCUCCUCAGGCCACGUUCUUGCCGAAAAGACUGGGCUCGGAACAGACAAUCUCCAUCAAUUUAUCACCACCAUGUUUCCCGGCCCGUACACAGCCUACAGCCAGCGCAUGCUCGAAGGUGACUAUUACCAACGCGAAGAGCCGCUUUUCCAUGUCGAUCUGGCACGGAAAGAUGCUAGGCAUGCGAUGGCGUUGGCUGAGAGCAGUGGGAGUUCCGUGCCGAUGUUGGAGAGCGCGAACAAGCACUUGAUAGCGGUGAAGGCGCAUCUGGGUGAUAAGGGCGAUAUUCCUAGCAUAUAUGGCGCCGUGAGGAAGGAGAGUGGUUUGAAGUUUGAGAACAAGGAGUAGAGAAUGGCGUGGUGCAACGAUUCAAGAAUUCAAUUUAUCCACGGGACCUUUUGAGUUCACCGGAUAUGAGUAGAUCAUAUAGUCAUUACGCCAUCU